Molecule: messenger RNA, 1077 nt
Organism: Echinostoma caproni
Lineage: Eukaryota; Metazoa; Platyhelminthes; Trematoda; Plagiorchiida; Echinostomatidae
Source: the annotation of a GenBank genome assembly
AUGCUCAACGUGCAUCUGGUUCCUCACACACACGAUGAUGUGGGCUGGUUGAAAACAUUCGAUCAAUAUUUUUACGGACUACGAAACUACAUACAACGAGCAGGGGUUCAGUAUAUUCUUGACAGUGUCGUUCAAGCGUUAGCAGCCAACCCGGAACGACGGUUCACAUAUGUGGAAAUGGCUUACUUCAUGCGAUGGUGGAAUUCCCAGACACAGGAAGUUAAAGAUCUAGUUCGUGAACUCGUGCGAACAGGUCGGUUACAAUUCGCUCUAGCCGGAUGGACCAUGGCUGAUGAAGCAACCGUACACUACUCGGACGCCAUUGAUCAACUCACACGCGGCCACGAUGCUUUGCGUCGUUUGUUUGGUGAUUGUGGGAUUCCGAGAGUCGCCUGGCAAAUAGAUCCAUUCGGACAUUCACGAGACCACACGGAAUUGUUUCGUGACGCUGGACUGGACGCUGUAUUCUUCCAGCGAAUGGACUAUCGGGAGAAAAAUUUCCGACGUGAAUCAAAAUCUUUGGAAGUUCUGUGGGAAACCAGCGUGGAACCAGACCCCCAAAGCCGCGGUUUGUUCACCAGCAUGUUUUAUGACAGCUAUUGUCACCCAGCCACUUUCUGUUUCGAUGACAAAUGUAACGACGAACCAAUGAUAGAUGACCCCGACAUGCCCGAAUAUAAUAUCCCAAAACGUGUCAGGGAAUUUCUGGCUCAUGUGAAUACGGUUCGCAGAGCGUUUGCGACCAAUCACAUCAUGGUUUUGAUGGGUUGCGAUUUCACGUACGAGAAUGCACACGUGAAUUUCAAGAAUAUUGAUAAAUUGAUUCGAUAUGUAAACCAGGUGCAAAAGAACGGGAGUGAUGUAAACCUACUCUACUCAACUCCUCAAUGCUACACAAAAGCUGUCAAUCGAGCCAUGGCGAGGAAUACUACCAUCGAACGACGUCGUGGUGAUUUCUUCCCGUAUGCAAGUGGACCGAAUUCAUACUGGACCGGGUAUUACACGAGUCGACCUGCACUGAAGAAAUUCAUUCAUGAUGCGUCCAACUUACUGACCGCAAUAGAGCAGGUGAGUUAA